AUGGCGGAUGAAGAGUUCCUGGAACUGAACACAGAACUGACGUUGCUUUGCUCAUGGUUCUGCCCUUUCGCGCAGCGCACAUGGAUUGCUCUGUUGGAGAAGGGGCUGCCGUUUGCCUACAAGGAGGUCAGCCUGAGGAACCCAGACACUGGUCUCUGGUACCCUCUAACUGAGAAGCCCAAGUGGUUCACUGCCCUCAAUCCCCUGGGCAAGGUGCCAGUCUUGGCAUACAAGGAUGAGAAGACCCAGCAGCCGCACAGCGUCUAUGAGUCCCUCAUCUGCAACGAGUUCUUAGAGGAUUAUGCGCCGGCGCCCGGGCAUCCUCCGCUGCUGCCGCCGCAUCCGGCGCUGCGGGCCAAGGCGCGUAUCGUGAUGGACCACUUCAACACUCGCUUCGUGCCGCUCUUCUACCGCAUCCUCAUCAGGCAGGACGUGGGCCAGCAGGCUGAGGUGGCGGAGCAGUUGCAGGCAGAGUGUGACUGGUUGGAGGACAAUGCCGACCAGGCUGGACCCUUCUUCAUGGGCACAGAGUUCUCCCUCGUGGAUUGUGCGAUGAUCCCCUGGUUUGUGCGCGGAUACAUUCUCAAGCACUUCAGGCAGCUGGAACUGCCGCCUCAACGCUGCACAAAGCUGCAGCGGUGGGUGAAGGCUGCACUGGAGCGCCCGUCAGUGAAGGGGACGUUCCAGGCUCCAGAGGAGGGCACUAGCUACGAGGACAAGCUUCUGGAACACUAUGUGAGAUAUGCUGACGGCAGCGCCAAUUCCACCAGUGCAGCAGCCUUCAAGUGA
Messenger RNA from Coccomyxa subellipsoidea C-169, 789 nucleotides. RefSeq names its product glutathione S-transferase. The record is from RefSeq and is a predicted model, not a curated record. Bases 1 to 789 code for a protein of 262 amino acids. The transcript has 8 exons. Gene Ontology annotation, cellular component: cytoplasm. Lineage: Eukaryota; Viridiplantae; Chlorophyta; Trebouxiophyceae; Coccomyxaceae.